Phyllotreta striolata is the source of this 1615-nucleotide messenger RNA. Lineage: Eukaryota; Metazoa; Arthropoda; Insecta; Coleoptera; Chrysomelidae. The record is from the annotation of a GenBank genome assembly.
CAAAAUUUUAAACCGGCAAGUGCUCAGUCGAUCCCCGCACAAUUUAAUCAUCCGCUCGCGAUUUAACUUUAACGCGAGUUUCUCGUGGAAAUGCUGCAUCAUAAACUCGGAAAGAUAUCGACGCGGUGUUAAGAUCUAAUUUAUUUUCGGGAUUUUCCUUUUUGGAUGCGAGGUUCACGCAGUGCGCACAGUUCGUCUUCGCAUAGCUUUUUUAUUUUACGUGACUGGCCAUGAAGGGGUGGUUCGAUGCAUUUCGAUACGAUGGUGGGCCUACCCUUUACAAUUUCAAUAAUCGAACUUCUGUGACGGGCGAUAUCACUUUUAUCACAUUUCUUGCUACUUUCUGUACACUCUACGUGGCAUUCCUGAUAAUAUAUUUUGGCAUAAGAAAAGAGAGAUGUUCAACAUUUUGUGCUGUGACGUUAAGUUUGUUCAUAGGAGCUACAAUUUUAAUUACUCUAUACGGUUCAGCGUGGCAUAUAUCAAAAUCACCAGUAGUCAGUACUUAUCAAGCAUUUUCGAAAGAAAAAUUGUCAGGUGACAUCGGUAUCUACGUAGGACUAAAUCAUGUAAAUAUAACGUUGCAAGCGAAUUCCAGCAGGGAAUGGAGUGAUAUAGACUUUAACGAGCGAUUUAUGUGGGUAGAUGCUAAUCAGAUGCAAAACAGUUUCAAAGAGGCCAUAAUAAGGGGCCUGCCCUUUCCUAUAUUGACUGUAGCAGAAUACUUUACCACUGGCCAAGAUGGCUUGGCAUGGGGCAGACAAUACAGAACUGCAGGAUAUUUCGCCAUUAUUAUGCUUUGGACUUCUUUUGUGACAUGGGUGUUAAUGAACCUUAUGCUAAUUGCGGUGCCGAGGUACGGCGCUCUUCUUAUGACCUUGUGUGGGUUCCUUUUGUUGUCGACAGUAUGCGGAUAUUUCGGAAUGUUACCGGAACCUCCUCUGGUCGUCUACGUAGAGGGAACCAAAAUGAAUUUUUCUUUUGGCUGGUGUUAUUGGCUGGUUUUGAUAGCAGGAGGAAUUUGUUUACUAGCUGGUGUAAUAAUAACUACAGUAGAAAUACUUAAUCCUCAUAGUUUUUCGACAAUAUUAGAAGUUGAUUACGACACCCCUUUCGAUAGGCAUGUGAUUAUAGAAGAUAGCAGGGGAAAAAGGUUUGAAAAGAGAAAAAAUAAUACCAGUUUAGAGGAAGCGAAUUCGAUAGGUAGAAUUCUGAGGAGACUAAAUUCGAAAAAUAAGGAAGAAACAACACACGUGCAGAAUAAAUCUAGUAAUAGUACAUCGAAUGGGAAUGAAGAAUUCCGUUUAGAACCGAGCCCUUGGACUUAUCCGUAUAAAAAGAAUGAUUCCUGUUCGUCUGUGUCCAUGAUUUCUUCCACUAUGUCAAUAUCUGCUUCUCCACCGCUUAGAGAUCAGUUAAAAUAUGACAUGGAUCCUGUUCAGAUGUGGUAAUAAAAUUUUUGAUACUAGUGCAAUCGUUUCGACUAAUAAUUGAAGUGAUUUUAUUGUGAUACGUCAUGAGAAUGGCCAUAUUUAUUAUCUACUAGUUUGUACAUUUAAUUAUAGUUUUAAUUUAUUUAAUUGAUAUCAAGAAUUACAAAUAAAUUCGUAGAAAG